AUGCGUUUCACUACUGUCGCUGCCAUCCUUGCUUUCGCUUGCGCUGCCGUUGCAGCUCCUCAAGGCCAUGACGGCGGUGAUGGCCACAACGGCGAUGGCCACAAUGGCGAUGGCCACAAUGGCGAUAGCCACAAGGGUGACGGCCAGCAGAGCCAUGGAGAGGAGGAGCCAGACCGCGUUGGCUACUGCUGUGCAUAUGGCUCUACGCCCUCUGGUGCAAGCGUUACCUCGGUGAACCCAAUUGGGGAGCCACUGGGAUGCACGUUGAAGCCAGCGGAAUGCACUGGUGAUAGAUUUUAUAUUCCCUGGGAAUGCGUGAAGGAAUCUCACUCAGACAAAACCAGAUGCGAAUGUCUUGGAGCUGAGUGCCCAAACGGUCCUUCAGGAGGACCCCUCGUUGAACUUCUGGACGUUCUCCCCAUUCCCUCCAAGUAA
Messenger RNA from Aspergillus caelatus, 435 nucleotides. RefSeq lists its product as uncharacterized. The coding region runs from base 1 to 435 and encodes 144 amino acids. The record is from RefSeq and is a predicted model, not a curated record. The transcript has 2 exons. Lineage: Eukaryota; Fungi; Ascomycota; Eurotiomycetes; Eurotiales; Aspergillaceae.